Zingiber officinale is the source of this 1133-nucleotide messenger RNA. RefSeq lists its product as uncharacterized. The transcript is spliced from 2 exons. The coding region runs from base 20 to 487 and encodes 155 amino acids. NCBI's taxonomy places the organism in Eukaryota, Viridiplantae, Streptophyta, Magnoliopsida, Zingiberales, Zingiberaceae. The record is from RefSeq and is a predicted model, not a curated record.
UCGAUGACCAUCAAUCAUCAUGCGGCUGUCUCUCGCUCUACAUCCUUCGUGCUAUUCCUCCUUCUCCUCCUCCUCCGCCGCCGCCGCCGCAUCAUCUUCGUCCACCCUUUUCGUACGGCCACGCUUCCGCCCUGCUGCUAGCCCUAACGCUCAUCAUCUCCUCCCUUCUUCCUCCCCUCCCUUGGCUAGCCGGACUGAGGCUAAUUCUCCUUUCCACCAUCUCCGCCGUUCCUGCGUUGGCGCACCUUCGAGGCCCUCUGGCCUCAGGUUCUGCCCCAGAAGCGCCUCUAGACCCAGUCCUUCUCCUCCUCCUCCUCCCGGGGAGGAUCGAAAUUAUAUAGAUGGUAUGCAGACAACCUUGACACGGAUCCAGGAUAGGCUGCGAAUCUUCUUUGCUGUUCUUUUCUGGAUGUCCUUGUUCUUCUGGGCAAGUAUAUACGAUGGAAAAAAUGAUGCAAAAAAGAAGGGGCCAUGGUUUCGAAAAUGAAUGCAGGUCAAACCUUGAUCAAUAUGCUACCUUAUUAGUCUGAGUAGAAGAAAAAAAAAUCUCAAGGCUUUUACGUGGUUAUAGUGUCAGUAGGUGUCAAAUAGAUAUACAAUGUGAAUAUAUUUGAUUCCAAUCAUUGUUAAAGUUCAAUGGGGCGGUUGGCAGAACAAUCUUUAUAUUCAUGUUUUUCAUGCAACCUGUGAGUGGUUUGUGAUGCUACUCUUAAGGAAUAUCUUUCUUUCACCCCGAUCAACUGCCUCGGCAGCAUUAGAAUUGUCCGAACUGUUCCUACUUGGAGAAGCUGUGGAAGUUGAGAGCUCCAUCUCUUGUUUGAUCGAUUGGUGUUGAUUCCACGGUAAAACUCUCUUCUGUCUCUAUGCUUUUGCAGCCAAGAAUCAUAAGAGAGAGACCUUGACUAUACCUUGAAGCUGAAGAAGAAAAGAGUCCUCCCACAUCUAAUAGCAUUGCAGAUGCUGGUCAUCAAAGGUUUCUUUUCACAUCUUAGCUGAGUCUUUCCUGAGUGGAGAUAGCAUUCCACCAUUUAUUGUGUCUUUAAUGUUUACUGAUCUGCAUAAUGGCUAACAGUUUGUUCAUUGACGUUUUGAACUUUUUUCUGGGCAAAAAAUGAAUUGAGAGAUCGAUGGAA